UGUGUACUCAGUGUAGUGAAAUUUGGUUUAAUUUAUAGCAUCUUACGAUUGCCGUAAAUUUAAUACUGUAAUCUUAAUACUUCAUUAAUUGAUAUUUUGCAUUAUAAACAUAUUUUUGUGAUAUUUAUCAAUAAUUCGGUCUGUCCACUUCAAAAGAUGGGUGCUUACAAGUAUAUUCAAGAAUUGUACCGCAAAAAGCAAAGUGAUGUGUUACGGUUUCUUCUCCGUAUCCGAGUAUGGCAGUACCGUCAAUUGACGAAAAUGCAUAGAGCCCCUAGGCCUUCCAGACCAGACAAAGCCAGACGUUUGGGAUACCGUGCUAAGCAAGGUUAUGUUAUCUUCCGCAUCAGGGUGCGCCGAGGUGGACGUAAACGUCCAGUUCCAAAGGGUGCUACUUUUGGAAAACCAAAGAGCCAUGGAGUUAAUCAAUUGAAACCCACUAGGAACUUGCAAUCUGUUGCUGAGGAGCGUGUAGGACGUCGUUGUGGUGGUCUGAGAGUUUUGAAUUCAUACUGGGUUGCUCAAGAUUCAUCAUAUAAGUACUUCGAAGUUAUUUUGGUGGAUCCAUCUCAUAAUGCUAUUCGUAGAGAUCCUAAAGCAAACUGGAUCUGCAAUGCUGUGCACAAGCACAGGGAAAUGCGUGGACUUACGUCUGCUGGCAAAUCAUCUCGAGGGCUUGGCAAAGGCCACCGUUACUCACAAACCAUUGGUGGAUCGCGUAGAGCUGCCUGGCUCAGAAGAAAUUCUCUACAAUUACGUAGAAAGCGUUAAAUUUUUUUGUAAAGAUGUGUUGAUAUAAAUAUACAAGUCAUGAAAAA
This is a messenger RNA of Ctenocephalides felis (cat flea), 818 nucleotides long. It is a transcript of the gene RpL15, whose product is annotated as 60S ribosomal protein L15. The coding region runs from base 157 to 771 and encodes 204 amino acids. The transcript is spliced from 5 exons. Gene Ontology annotation, biological process: cytoplasmic translation. Gene Ontology annotation, molecular function: structural constituent of ribosome; RNA binding. Gene Ontology annotation, cellular component: ribosome; cytosolic large ribosomal subunit. Lineage: Eukaryota; Metazoa; Arthropoda; Insecta; Siphonaptera; Pulicidae. The record is from RefSeq and is a predicted model, not a curated record.